AUGGCGCAAAAUAAACUCGGACCCGAAGUGGGAUAUGUCCAUAACCUGUCUGAUCUCAGAUAUUUAAGAUGGGCACCAGGAAAAGAAUAUGAAGCGUUCAAGACAGAAUUACUGCAUAAUGCCUGGUACUGGCCGGAUAGUGGCGUCCAAGAUGGCAGCACCACUUCCUCUGCGUUAUAUUCGUGGGGGUCGGCGAAGAGACGGGCAAAGUUGAGGACAAGACUAACCGAGAGCUGGGGCUUUGAUAUCAGUAAUUCUCAGACGCAGAAAGCUCUUUAUCGUCUUUAUACAAGAUAUAGUACACCCGCCAGGCAAAGCGGAGCCAUUACCAAGCCUAGUUCAACUCGACAUGGGGUUGAGCACGCAAGUCCCAUAGCUUAUUCGCACAUCGCUACGGGCCCGGGAGACUAUACCCGCAGUAUGGCGGACCUGAGCAACGUUUCGCGUUACAAGAUCUUCAACAACAAGAACGAGGCAAUCGAAAUACCCGCUUCACAUGUCUUGAAGUACCCAGCCUUUGAGGAACACUUCACCAGAACCAGUCGCUCUAGGACCCGAAGCCUUGAUUCCGGACGUUGCUCAUGCAUCAUCGACAUCGCCGCUGUAUUCCUGCGCAAUGGCAGGUUCUACAACCUCCACACUGGCCAGUGCCGUUGCAUUUGUAAGUCAACCAACUUCUGUACCCGCGCCGUCGCUAUUUACGACUUUGCGAUCGAGUUCGAACUUGAUGCACUCGCGGGACUGGUCGCGGACGACAUGUCCAAGUUUGUCGAGUACAUCAAACCCACAGACGUCCUCUGUCCCAAGCUGAUGUAUGGUGAGCCCGUGACACCGAAGGCCGCCUGGAUGUGCAGCAACCCUCAGCUCUCAAAUCGUGAGAGUCUUCGUCAGGACAUGGCUCGAUUGGUGAUGUCUUUGGCUGACGAGCCCAGUCUCAAUGAGAGCGGGGUCUGAGAGCAUAUCUCGUCCCUGCUACUGUUCAUAUAGAGAAAUGGAGUCAUCGACGCCUUGGUAGCGAAGAGUAUCAAGCUGAGGAAAUGUAACCAAUGGGAUUUCUCUUUCUUUUAUCAAAACUGAC
Messenger RNA from Fusarium oxysporum Fo47, 1078 nucleotides. RefSeq lists its product as uncharacterized. NCBI's taxonomy places the organism in Eukaryota, Fungi, Ascomycota, Sordariomycetes, Hypocreales, Nectriaceae. The transcript has 5 exons. Bases 1 to 954 code for a protein of 317 amino acids. The record is from RefSeq and is a predicted model, not a curated record.